This is a messenger RNA of Colius striatus (speckled mousebird), 496 nucleotides long. RefSeq names its product pancreatic progenitor cell differentiation and proliferation factor like (gene PPDPFL). The record is from RefSeq and is a predicted model, not a curated record. The coding region runs from base 85 to 345 and encodes 86 amino acids. Lineage: Eukaryota; Metazoa; Chordata; Aves; Coliiformes; Coliidae. Gene Ontology annotation, biological process: cell differentiation; multicellular organism development. The transcript has 5 exons.
UACCGGGCUGUUUUUCCACCGUGUCUCGACGUCUACUCUUCCGUAGGCGACGCAGGCUCCUCCGAGAGAGGCGGAUUCGCUGCCAUGGCCUCCGUGCCGUCCGCUGGCUGCCUCCUGGCCAAGAACCAGUACUACAGGAGGCCAAGACAGAAUUCAGAAUCCAGUGUUUCUUCCAGUUCCUCCUCCUGCUUGGAUACUGUGAACACAACAGACCAGGACAAAGCAUUUCAUGGGUUACCUGAGUUAAUUGAUAAAUAUUGGUGGAUAAAAAGCUUCUUCCAUAGUGAACCAUCUCCACCAGCUGUUGGCAGAAAAACACUAUCAGCAAGCAGUACCAAUAGUUGAGUAGGACAGCAUGCUGGCUUUUCUGAACUGAGAUACUACAUACAAACAUGUUUUUCCAAGAGGCUUGGGAUGUUCCUCGUGUCGGCUUCAGGUGCAAGAAGAAAACAAAACCUUUUGGAGAGUGGAAGAGACUUAUUUUCAAAAUAUUUGU